This is a messenger RNA of Myxocyprinus asiaticus (Chinese sucker), 7619 nucleotides long. RefSeq names its product neuronal pentraxin-2-like. The transcript is spliced from 5 exons. NCBI's taxonomy places the organism in Eukaryota, Metazoa, Chordata, Actinopteri, Cypriniformes, Catostomidae. The record is from RefSeq and is a predicted model, not a curated record. The coding region runs from base 445 to 1779 and encodes 444 amino acids.
GCUCAAUCCAUCCGCGCGCGCCAGAGUCUUUAUAUAUCUGUUCAGCACCACACUGACUGUGUGAAGAGAGUUAAAGCGCUCACACUCGGUGUUUGACGAUAGAAAGCCUUGGAUUUACAACCCAGCUAAUCUCUCUUCAUUUGCACAGCUACUUCUUUUUCAGUGAUCUUUAUGAAUGUGACAGGGAGUUACACGCGUUGUGCUAGAGCGGCUUCAACAGUUUUAUUCUUUAAAUAACAUUAACUGACCGCGAGAACAGAGUUAAAGUGCUCAAACUCGGUAUUUGUCCACAGAAAGCUUGGGACUUCCAGCCCAAUUGCAGCUAAUCUUUCUUAACUUUUUAAAAUAGCAUAUUCGAAUGUAUUUUCGAAAAUUACAUUCAUACUACGUUGAGUGUCUUUUUAAGUCAAACUAACAUUAACGUCUGAAGUUUAAACGGCCGUUAUGACAGCUCUCUUUGUGGCACUGUUGCUUAUAUUCGCGCCAGGAAGCGGGAAAGUGGCUCGCGCGAGUGGCGCCAAAGGAAACCGCUUCGUGUGCACGGCCGUGCCCGCGGGCACCGACAUCAACUGCCCGGUGGACACGAACAACCGGGUCCAGAGCACCAGCCCGCAGGAGGAAGAAUUGCGGAAUACUGUAAUUCAACUGCGAGAGACCAUCCUCCAACAGAAGGAAACUAUAGUCAGUCAACAGGGCACUAUUAAAGAGCUCAACUCCAAACUCGCGCGCUGCGAGGCUGACGCCAAGUCGCGAGGCAACGCGCGCAGGAAGGAUUAUAGUAAAAACACGAUGGGUGACCUGCCGCGCGACCCCGCCGAGACUGUCCAGCAGUUGGGCAAGACCAUGCAGAGUCUGAAAGACCGCCUGGAGAACCUGGAGCAGCAGUUGCGUGCCAACACAUCCAGUGGACCUUUUCCGAAUGAGCUGAAAGACCUGCUGAAGCACCGUCUGAGUGACCUGGAGGGCCAGCUGCUGACCAGAGUGGCUGAACUUGAGGAGGAAAAGAGCCAGCUGUACAACGAGACAGCUGCUCACCGCCAACGCACCGAGAACACCCUCAAAUCGUUGCUGGACAGGAUCACCGAGCUGGAGAAAAGUAAUAGUGCAUUUAAAUCACCAGAGGACUUUAAGGUGUCUCUGCCUCUGCGUACCAACUACCUGUAUGGCCGCAUAAAGAAGAGUUUGCCAGAGAUGUACGCCUUCACUGUGUGUAUGUGGCUUAAGUCAAGUGCCAGCCCUGGAAUUGGAACCCCAUUCUCUUAUGGUGUCCCAGGACAGGCCAAUGAGAUUGUGCUGAUAGAAUGGGGAAACAACCCCAUAGAGCUUCUUGUCAAUGAUAAGACACAAAUUUUACACCCAAUGGUGUCCCAGGUAGCUCAGCUUCCUCUGUCUGUGAGUGACGGGCGCUGGCAUCACAUCUGCAUCACCUGGACAACCAGAGAUGGCUUCUGGGAGGCCUAUCAGGAUGGAGAGCGACUGGGGACCGGAGAGAACUUGGCCCCCUGGCACCCAAUUAAACCUGGAGGAGUCAUUAUCCUGGGCCAAGAACAGGACAUCGUAGGAGGGAGAUUUGAUGCCACUCAGGCUUUUGUUGGAGAGUUAAGCCACUUCAACAUGUGGGACAGAGUCCUGCGUCCCAUAGACAUCUCUGCCAUGGCCAACUGCUCCGCCUACAUGCCUGGCAACGUGGUGCCGUGGGUUGAUGCCAAUGUGGAGGUAUUUGGCGGUGCAACCAAAGCAGCUCUGGAGAUUUGCGAAGACCGUCUCUUCGAUUCAUAAGGACACAUCUGUACAUUUGGGAGCAUUCUCGUUUUAUAGGUAACCAAUGUCCCAAUCUCACUUUGGGAACUUUUAAGAGAGACAAAGGCAGUUAAUAGAAACACUGCGUUUUCACAUAAUGGAUUAUUUCACCCUCUAUUCUGCUUUAUGUUUGUUGAUAUUUCGCUGUCAGGCUGGCACAUAAAUAAAAUGAUUGUAAUUUAUAUAAAAACAAGUCUGCACAUUCAAGGUCAGAACAGAGUAUUUACAACUCUGGCUGAAGUUAAAACUUGUUGAUACUAGACUUGCUUUAACUCUCUGUUGUGUCCUUCAGAAAAAUUUUGUCUCUACAAACACAUGGGUAUUUAAAGAACUACAGUAAAAGGAGGAUUUUUCUGACAUUUUCACUGUAGUCUAACAUUGAUCGAUUUUGUCAUGUUGUGUAUAGGGUGAUGCCCUUCAAACCACUGAAAACAAAACAAAAAAAUUAAACUGCAUACUUUCAGCAUACAUUCUGAGCUUUAUAAAACAUUAACGAUCUAGUCUGUGUGGAUAUUCACAUGUUGGACAUACGCUGGCAUCCGGGCUGAUGGCAUUCAUGCAGUGUGUGUGUGUGUGUGUGUGUGUGUGUGUGUGAAUGAUCGAGAGAUUAGUGGAGGCAUUCACAUUUUUAAAAUCUACUUUAAUACUUCUAUCCCUGAGCAGCUGCCAUCUCAAGCAGAUUUGUCAUCCAGAAAGGCUAAAAGCAAAACAGUAAAGCUGCCAAGAACUGACCUACAGCUCCCCGAAGCCCCAAAGGAACUGGGCAGACUGGAUUACUGGAAUGUCUGGCUGAAGGGGUUCACCUCAUGAAGCUAGUUUGAACUUGUUUGAUUUUAUUCAGUUUAUUAAUUCAAAAUAUAACAUGUUGAAUCCUUGAAUCAUGUUAAUGAAGGAUUUUGGCAAACACAGGAACAUGCCGUUAGGAGAUUAACUGUGAGAACCCGACGUAGAAUGUGUGUUGUGCUUUUUUAAUAAUGUUUUAUUUAUAUAAAUAUAUAACUGUGUAUUUGUGUCAGGGUUUAAAAAAAAAAACUUUUAUACCCUUGCACAAAGCACUGGGAAAAUGAAUGUGACUAUUUUCUGUGGAGAUGAAAAAGAUAUAUUGACAGGCACUAAUGAGGUGACAGCAUUUGCUCUCGUUUAGAGCAUGACAAGGAAAGUUUGAUGCACCUGAAAGUCUGAUGCUAUGUGUGGAUGAAUUUCAAGAAACCUGCCAAAAACAUGUCCGGGUUAUAUUUCACAGCAAAAUCAAAAGAAAGAAAUAAUAAAGUAUAUUUUGCAUAAAGAAAAUUAGGCCUAUUUGUAAGAACCUUUAUGAUUUUUGGCAUUGCGACCAGUGUUACUCAAAAAAGUAAUCCCCUACAAAUGACUAAAUAUUUCUCAAAAUUUAUAUCGGAUUACAUUACUGAUAACUUCAUUUAGAAGUAAUCACAUUACUAAUUACUUUACUUUUAAGUUGCUUUCUAAACACUUUCCGCUCAUCGAAUUUAAAAUGAUGUCGGUAACACUUUACAAUAAGCUUCCAUUAGUUAACAGCUUACUUAUGAUAACAAUGAACAAUACUUAAGCAUUUAUUAAUCUUAGUUAAUGUUAAUUUCAACAUAUAGUAAUGCAUUUUUAAAAUCAAAAGUUGUGUUUGUUAACAUUAGUUAAUGCACUAUGAACUAACAUGAAAUAACAAUUGUAUUUUUAUUAAAGCUGCACUACAUAACUUUGUGCUUUCUAGCGACAUCUGUGGUUGAAUCUUAAAAUGGCAAGCAAUUUGCGGAAGAACACUAAACGUGAGUUGUGUUUCGGCACUGCUCUUCUGUCAGAUGUAUCUCAUGAUUUGAGCUUACCUGAACAUUGCCUGUGUGUGAUCAUGACUGGAGAUAUUCAGAGCUGGAGUCAUAACGUGCUAUUUUCAUGUUGAAAUAAUGUUGUACGUUUAAACAUUUAAAACUGAAAUAUUACUUGCUUUGAUGAAGAUAAACAACACUCGUAUUCACAUAUUUUGGAUGAAUGAAAUUUUACACUUAUAGCGCUUUUCUGACACUACAAUGAAAGCGCUUUUACAAAGAACAGGGGACUCAGUCACCUCAAUAACUACCAGUAUAUUUUAAUAUGAUUGUACAGCCUCAGUUGAUAAUACAAGUGAACUGGAAUACUAAAAUAGUAUGUCUAUGCAAUGCUUACAAUAACACAGUAAACUAAAAACAUGAAACAAUGAUUCAAUAAUGAUGGGGAUAAAAUAAUAUGCUUAAAAAUGCAAUAUAACAGUUACAAGAAGUCAAUUUCAGAAGUUAUAAAUAUUAGUAAACAUGUCACAGUAACUUCCCCCGACAAUGUAGAUACAUCGCGAUCGGUUAACACACGAGUAAUGUUCGAUUCAUACUAGGGUGCAACUAACGAUUAUUUUGAUAAUCAAUUAAUCUAACGAAUAUUAGAACAAUUAUUCGACUAUUCUGCGAUUAUUGCAAUGAUUAAUCAUUAUUUCUUAACUAGUUCCCGACCGAUUUAUCGGUCGGCCGAUAUUAGCUUUUCACCGAUAUAUCGGCAUCGGAGUAUAUGUUUACCAAUAUGCGCAGAUAUGAAAACUUUUUUUCAGAACAUAUAAUACAGAAAACAAUGCUUGAAUUGGUGUCAUAACAGUUUGUCCAGCAAAGCACGCUCCGACUCCACUGUUUAAAGAGCUGACUCUGAGCUGACGGUGGCUCUGCAGACAGGGCAGAGUUAAGCAGUGUCUUCUCAGUAAGUUGCUAACUAGUUUGUGAAAUACAUACUGGAAAGUUAAUAAACAAUUAUCCCAUCAUUUUCCCUUUUCAAUAUAACUAAUAUAACGUUAACCCUGUCCAUGACAACCAUGUCACUCAUAUUUAUCACAUCUGUUUGCUGUGUUAGCCAGCUAUAGUUUGUCAGAGCAUCUUUUUGCAGCUCAGCAGACAACGGUGCGGUGGUGAAUUGUGUCUGUUGAGUGUUGAUUUCACGCUACGUUGUUACCUAGUACGAGACGCAAUGCUGGAAAGUAAAUAAAGUCCAACUUUUACACUCCGUGACAACGAGCUUAUAGCUAACUAGCUAACCACGUAGCCACUUUCAUUGCUUGUCAGCUGAGUGGAAGCUAAUGUGUAAACAUGUAUUCACCAAACUGUUUUAUUCAGGAUUUGCAGUUUGGUACCCCCUUCAACCGAACAAUUCUAGUCAUUGCAUUUAUAAAAUGUAAUAUUUAAAAUUCUGGUUUUCCACCGUUGAAAGUUUCGCCUGAACUUGUAUUGCAGAAUACGGUGUAACAACGCUGCCGCAGUUUAUCUCUUGACUCGGCAGGUGUAAAUGCUUCUUGUUUUACAACCUGACACUAAUUGACUGGCAGUAUUAAAAUAGUCAGCAUUUGACUGAUACUAAACAGUACUACUGAUGUUUAUUUAGCUAUUUAUUUUAUUUAUGUUUAUUUAUUCUUUAUUUUAAUGGUCAGCAUUUGACUGAUACUAAACAGUACUACUGAUUUUUAUUUAGCUAUUUAUUUUAUUUUUAUUUAUUCUUUAUUUUAAUGGUCAGCAUUUGACUGAUACUAAACAGUUCUGAUGUUUAUUUAGCUAUUUAUUUUAUUUUUAUUUAUUCUUUAUUUAAAUGGUCAGCAACUGACUGAUACUAAACAGUACUGAUGUUUAUUAAGCUAUUUAUUGUAUUUUUAUUUAUUCUUUAUUUUCUCAGUGUUCAUUUCUAGAAUUUGUUGACUAUGUAUAAUAAUAAUGUCAAAUAUUCUUUGAUAAAAAUAUUUGUUUAAGAAAGCAGCCUUCUGAGUACCUUUGUAUAGUCAUAUCGGUGCAAAAUCUGUGAACAAUCCACAUAGAAAAGGUCUGUUUUCAUUCCAGCUCAAAAAUUAACUAUAUCGGCCACCAUAUUGGUAAUCGGUGAAUUGUCCCCCUCUAAAAUCGGUAUCGGUCUCAAAAAUACCAUAUCGGUCGGGCUCUACUCUUAUCCAAUUAUUCAGCUUAUGCCCUGACUUAAAUGGUUGUAUUAAAUGUGCUUACUAACAAUAAAGAGGACAAAAUCAUCUUUGAAAAAUACCUUUAAAUGACAUUCACUGAAUUAAAGGGAAAAAAUACUUUUUAUUAAGUUUAAUUCAGUGAAAAAAUUCACUGCAAAAAAUCCUUCUGCAGUAUAGCUGCUAAAGAUAAUGUACGUUGUUUUAAAGGAGUUUUAGAUAUUUUUAUUGGAAAACAAGCCAAAACAAAAACAAAUCAAAAACGUAUUUUGUUGCAGUGUAUAAUAGGGCGAAGACUACCCUCUCUCACCUUUCUGUUCAAAAAAACAAACUCUCUCUUAUUAAUUAAGUUGCAUAUUGCCAAUUUUCUUCACGAUAAGAAAUGCACAGUGACAUAUAUUAUGAUAUAAUAAGUCGCAAGCCAUCACAUUAUAAUCUAGCUGCAUUAAGUGUGUGCACUCGAGGGAUGAGUGUCCCCGCGACAGUGUGCCUCAGCCAUGUGCAGUUUCAAUCUCUCCCCCUUUGAUCGGGACAUUCACACAACUCUUAGAAGAGGUGCUGACUGCACAGAGAAAUGCCAGUUUCAGAGUUUGUAGUUAUUUACAUGAUCUGCUUCCGUAUUAUUUUAACUUUAAUAAAGCUAUAACGCAUUAAAUAUAACUGCAUUUAAGAUGUAAUGCCUUUAAAGAUGCUUUUAAAGUUUUGCUUCAGUGGAGUGGCAGCUCUGACUCCGCUUAUUCCACAACGAGCGUGCUCCUGUAUUUAUGUACUUAUUUGGUAUUUUUGUAUAAUUCCCUCAUACUUUGCAAUCUACAUCACCUGAAGCUGUGUUUAGAGUGCAUCUGGACUGUGAGCUGUGUAAUUCUUCCUCUCCUCAGUCAGGAGCGAACUGCAGUGCUGCUCUCACAUGGCAUCAUUAUAGUUGAAUGUGAUCACGUUAUGUUAAAUGACAUCAAGUGACUAUUCGACAACGAUUUUUUUUUUUGUUGUCGACGUUGUCGAUAACAUCGACUAAUCGUUUCAGCCCUAAUUUAUACAAGCAUGACAAGCAAUAUUAGCUUCAACAACCCUACCAGACAACAUAUCCAAGCAUUAAAGCAGGUAAACAACUUCGCCAAACAGAUAAAUAUCUACCCAGAUUGUUGCAAUUCUGUCCUGAACAGUGCGAGUGUGACUGAACUGAACUGUAGCUUCUGUCUUAUUUUUAACAGCUACGCACAAACUAAAACAGUGCUUUACCGCCAUCUACUGUUUACAUGGGAACGAGACAUCCGGUUCUUAUUUCAGAUGUUCAUGGGCAUGAUGUUAUGAUGCAAGGAUGUACGUCAUAAGCCAAAUCAGACACGACAGCUCAAAAUACAAAUAAUUUUUAUAGGCAUAACGAGGUGAAUCGAGCUAAGAACAUUUAUUUGAACACUGUUUGUUUAUGUACUCGGUCAAUAAUGGCAAUUUGUUCAUUUUUAACCAAAAAAUCUUACAUAAUGCAGCUUUAACUAACGUUAACAAAGAUUAAUAAAUUAUGUAAAAUAUAUAUUGUUAAUUGUUUGUUCAUGAUACCUAAUGCAUUUACUAAUGUUAACGAAUAGAACUUUAAUGUAAAGUGUUACCAUUAUGUCUCCCUUGUUCACUGUUGCACACAAGUCAUACACUUUCACCCUUACAGUGACUCUUUUCGGGGCCCUUCUGUUGUGACAGAAACACAAACAGACAGACAUCUGAACAUAUUCAUGUUUAAAAUGUAUUCCACAUAAAUAAUAUUAAUAUGUGUAACCUUUGUAAUGUACUUAAAAGUAAUUCAAUUAAUUAAAAGUCAAUAACUGAAAUCUGAUUUUGUGAAUUUAAAAUGUAAUGCAUA